This is a messenger RNA of Durio zibethinus, 1673 nucleotides long. RefSeq lists its product as uncharacterized. NCBI's taxonomy places the organism in Eukaryota, Viridiplantae, Streptophyta, Magnoliopsida, Malvales, Malvaceae. Gene Ontology annotation, molecular function: core promoter sequence-specific DNA binding; protein heterodimerization activity; RNA polymerase II general transcription initiation factor activity. Gene Ontology annotation, cellular component: nucleus. The record is from RefSeq and is a predicted model, not a curated record.
UUUUAAUUUUUUUUAAACUUGUACGGAGGGAUAUUCGGUUUUGAAACAAAGACUUUUCAUUUUUGUUUGGUUUUUGUGAGCUAAAAGAAAAGGCACUGUUCGGAUCUGAGUUGGGUUUUUUUUGUUAGAUUUUUUUUCAUCUUUGAAAUUAUUAUAACAACAAUGAUUUCCUUCUGAAGUAAUCUUUAAAAAAAAAAUCGAUUGUCUUUUUUCGUUUAGCAUUUUUAUUUUUAAUAAUUAAAUAAUUUAAUGAUCCAAAUCUGACAACCAAACCAUGAGGAAGAAGCUCGAUACCCGUUUCCCAGCUAUGUGAUUAGUGCUGAAACUUUCAAACAUAUUUGUUUCUCAGGCUCGCAUUAAAAAGAUUAUGCAAGCCGAUGAAGAUGUUGGGAAGAUUGCAUUAGCAGUGCCUGUUUUAGUUUCUAAAGCAUUGGAAUUGUUUCUACAAGACCUUUGUGAUCGUACAUAUGAGAUUACCCUUCAAAGAGGAGCAAAGACGAUGAAUUCAUUGCAUUUAAAGCAUUGUGUACAGAGCUUUAAUGUAUUUGAUUUUCUGAGGGACAUUGUCAGCCGGGUUCCUGACUAUGGUCAUGGCCAUUCUGAUGCUGCUGCUGCUGAUGACCGAACAGUUUCAAGGAGAAGGAAAGCUGCUGGAGAUGAAGUCAACGACAGUGAUGAAGAAUCAAAGAGGAGCAGAAUGCAUGAUGUUGGUCAUGCAGGCACCAGUGGCAGAGGAAGAGGCCGGGGACGAGGUAGGGGACGUGGAAGAGGAGCUCGAAAUGCUGAAAGAGAUUCUCAUCGCGAAAUAGAAUCAGAACCCUGCUCAACUCUUCAGCAAAGUAACAAAAGUCAUUCAACCCCUGGAAUGAUGAUAGAUGAUGGUUCUGAGUCGAAGGAACUGAUGAAAGAGAACGCAAUUGGUGAAGAUGCCAAUCAAGCUGUUCGGAACUUUGAUCUGAAUUCUGAGGUAAAUGAGAACGUGGAUGCAAAGGCCUCAGCAGUUGUGGCAACUGCUGCUGCGUCAGCUGCUGCAACAGCAGCAGUGGCAGCAACUCAGCCUUCUUCAGCAGAGCCUACAACAGAGACUAAACAUGAAGAAUACCCAGGCUGGUCUCUUUCAGAUAUGGACAAGAUGGCCAUUGAUCCUCUUCAACUUGCUCAGCUUGGCAGAAGGUUAGAUGAGGAUGAAGAAGAUUAUGAUGAGGAAGGGUAAGUAGUUAUGGAGCACGACUCCUAGAAAAAGGUAGCGGUUGAAUAUCAGAUUAGCACCUGAGUAGAAAGGCAGAGAAAAGGCGAAAUAGUCAAAGAUAUAACCUCAUUGGAGAAUGGAAGUAUAUCCUAUGUAGGUCUCAAUGACCGAAAUGCAUCUCUUCUCUUUCUCCCUCUGUUUAUCUCUGUCAUUGUUCUCUUUCUGUUAUACCAUUUGCUAACCUAACUUUAAAAUGGUGGUAGCUUCUUGCAACGACAAGACACUAGUCUCGGAACUUGCUCAUUACUCAACAAGAAAAUAUGGCUCCUUAGUGUAACAGAAUUGCCCUUAGAAAAUCUGUGUUAACUAUGAUCUUUGCUCGUUUUGUUUGGAUUAGCUCAUUAACAUUAGUUCAUGAUUUUUAAGUGCAACAUUCUUGUCUGUUUCUUUAAUUGCUUUAACUUAAUGUAGUCUGCUAGUUUCA